Ostrinia furnacalis (Asian corn borer) is the source of this 715-nucleotide messenger RNA. RefSeq lists its product as uncharacterized. NCBI's taxonomy places the organism in Eukaryota, Metazoa, Arthropoda, Insecta, Lepidoptera, Crambidae. Gene Ontology annotation, biological process: intracellular transport. The record is from RefSeq and is a predicted model, not a curated record. The transcript has 5 exons. Gene Ontology annotation, cellular component: BLOC-1 complex; transport vesicle. Bases 119 to 487 code for a protein of 122 amino acids.
ACUUCCUUGACGUUUGUUUACAAGUUUUUGGUUUUCGUCUUUUUGUAAUUUUCCAUUAAAAAAUUGGUGAAAGGCAAACUUAUUUCAGCAAAAUCAAAUACAAUACAAUUUAAUUAACAUGGAAAGUUCCAGUUCAGCGAGUCCAGAAGACACAAAUACUGUUAGACUUCUCGCUAAAGGUGUUCUAGAACUAUACGAACCCCCGUUAGCUACAAUCAACACCCAUCUCAAAGAAUUAACAGAAAAACAAGAAACAGUCCAACUGAUGCUGACCUCCGAGAGAAGGAAGCUCGAAGACCUUCAGAAUGAUGCCCCAUUGGAUGCUUUGUUGGCAGAUAUAGCAACAAACAGGGAAAAGUUAACAUCCAUUUCCAGUACAAUGAUGAACUUGCAUAAAAGAGUACAAUCCUUGCAGACUCGUGCAGCAAAUAUAGAAAAAGCAGCAAAAUCUCGUGCUACUGGUGUAGGCCGGCCAACUAGUAGUUAGUAGUUUAUUUAUUAAGUACUUUAAGCUCUAAAAUAUAAGAUGCAAUUUACUCAAACAGUCCAUAGUUGUCGGCGAAAAAGGUUUAAGCGACAUCUUUUCCGUAAAUGCCGACAUUAAGCCCAGUGUCGGCAUUGCAACUUACAACAAGAUUGUCGGUGUAAAUAGUAAUGCAACAUCGAUAUAGUAAACGCCGACAGUAAGUCUACUGGCAGGUAUCCUUCCGUUUGG